AUCUGGGCUACGUAAUAUUGACUUUUCUGAUUUCUUCUCACGUGAAUGACGAGUAACUUUGCGGGAGAGUUGAAAAAUGAAAAUCGACGCAUGCUAACAAUGGAUGGGAAUAUCAUUGAGCGUACAGACGUGAUGGCCAAUGAGACGGAAGACAAACACUUUACAGCCGAACACAUUUUACAAUUGUGUAAAUUUCUAGCAGAGAAAUCUAAAACGAAUAAGAAUUUACAUAAACAACAACAGACUCCGCCACGUGAAGGGCAUAAUAAUAAUAAUAAUAAUAAUAAUAGUAAUAGCGAUAGUUAUUAUAUACAACAACAACAGCAACAACAACAACAUGAACAACCGGCAGAACAUCAAAGAUACCAACUUCAAUUUCAGCAGCAGCAGCAGCACGAUCACCAGGAGGAGGUUCACGCACCGCAUACAGUAUUAGUAACGGAUUUAAGUAAAGAUUUUUAUCAUGUAUCAGCAAAUACGAACCACACUUGCUGUCGGCCAUUGCAACAGCAUAAGCGUGGCAAACAUGGUGAUAUACUAUUAAAAAUACGUCAUCAAAUAUUUGAACGCAAACGUUUAAGAGAACAACAUUUUGUUAUGCCUUUAGAUAACACCGCUCAGGUUUGGCGGCCCUGGUAAUAUUCAGAAUCGCUAUAACCAACAGUUUCAGAAACUUUGACUUAGCCAUACUUUUAUGAAUCCGUCAAUCAGUUCGUUAAUUAUGGUAUGCGACCCAUUUUGAUUGAUGGAUGAGUUCAUCUGAAACUUUGGAUCGCUUCGCAAACGAUCUCAUCAUAUUGUGAGUUACAGUAGGUAAUCUACUCAAAAUUACCACAAUGUACAGUUAUUUAGCUUCCAUUAUUUAUAAGCAGCAAUAAAGAUAAGUAAGAAAAUUGAUCUUCUUUAGCUUUAGAUCGAAUCUCAAUUAUUCUCUUAAAGCCCUGAGGUAAAUAACAAUUUGUGAAUCGUUUUGAAUAUAUGCUCAUUAUUGUUAGGUUUAAUACUUUUUAGGCAACUUAGUAUGCUAUGAUAACUAUUUUUAGUUUUAUGUUAUCAAAAGUGUAAAGUAGUUUUUGCCGAAUUUUUAGUAAAAUUUAAUUUACGCUAGAAAGAAACAUUUUAUGUGUCGUUAAGUACUACUUUUUCGAUUAUCUAAAUGAAUAUGGAAUUCCCCUAAGGAGGAAAUAAUUGAUUUUUUAUCUGAGUUCAAUCGAGAAAAUCUCGCAUACGAAUCGUGUAGAAUGCAAGCACUGUUGACGCAGACGAUAUAUAGCAUGCAUAGAAAUUAAUCUUGAUCAGAAGCAGCAGGAGGGCAUAUAACUGGGCGGGAUAAUGCGUUUAAGCUGGAGUUUUGCAAUAUGAGAUCGAUGUCCAUCAUAUACAGUGAUGACUUCUGGUCAUUUGCAUCAUUCAUUUUUGACAGCCUGCCUCGGUAAAGAGUCUAAUGCACGCCCUUAAUAGGCGAUCAUGUUAUCGCGUCAAGUACAUAGCAAAAUCGAUCAAGCCUCUAGCAUUGUCACACAUGUUACAUAAAUGAAAUGAAUUUUUAUCGGAUUUCGAUUUUUCUAGAUCGCCAAGUGAACGAGUAAAGAUCAUUUUCCAAGUUGUUCUUGUUCUGAGUCUUUUUACAGCGGUUCGCAAUUUCAAAUAAGCACAGAUGAGAUAGCCUUUGGCGAACUACACUCUAUAGAGAUGUGCAAGCCACAUAUGAAAGCUUGAGAAAAUUGUACGAUUCGAAUUUGCGUUCUUUCAAAAUUUUUACUUCCAUCAAACUAUUUGCGAUGCUAUGCACAUACACCAAGAACAUGUCACAAAAUUAACAGAUCUUCUCUUUGCCCAACAAGACCUGCAAUGUAAUGACUACACUAAGUAACAAACUAAAGACAAACUAUACGCAAUCAGUAAUCCAGUCAUAUCAAGCGUACUUGUCUCAAACGUUUUUUUUUU
Messenger RNA from Glossina fuscipes, 1947 nucleotides. It is a transcript of the gene Him, whose product is annotated as protein kinase 4. The transcript has 5 exons. Lineage: Eukaryota; Metazoa; Arthropoda; Insecta; Diptera; Glossinidae. The coding region runs from base 46 to 639 and encodes 197 amino acids. The record is from RefSeq and is a predicted model, not a curated record.